Drosophila innubila is the source of this 422-nucleotide messenger RNA. RefSeq lists its product as uncharacterized. The transcript has a single exon. Lineage: Eukaryota; Metazoa; Arthropoda; Insecta; Diptera; Drosophilidae. Bases 2 to 346 code for a protein of 114 amino acids. The record is from RefSeq and is a predicted model, not a curated record.
AAUGAAGUACAUCGCACUUUUUUUGCUCAGCAGUGUUGCAGUUGGCCUAGUCAUGGCCUUUCCUGAUAACCAUAAUGCAGUUGCUGAUUUGUCAGAUGGUGGCGUGUAUGUUAAUGCAAUUUCCAACAGUGGAGCGGCAGAUGCCUCUGCAGCAUCGGAAACUACUCGGCUACGUGAGCCUCGUCAUCUUCUGAAGAAGCUGUUUUCUCCACCAGAGGUGGUGGUGCAACCCAUAGUGGUUCAACCACAACAACCUUACUACACCGGCUAUAAUCCUUAUGCUGGAGCUGGACGAGGCUAUGGUGGUUAUGGAGGAUUUGCAUAUAACAGACCCAUAGGCUAUUGAUACUACGCACAUUAAAGUUGUUUUCAGAAUUUAAUAUAAAAAUUUUACAAAUAAAAUGCCAUUUUAAAGCUAAAAA